UCGGCGAACAACGACACACAGUCGGACACACCAGACCAAAUCCAGACAACAACCCAACACCACCAACGACACGACGACGCGUGUCCUGUCAACAAGAGCGAUGGCCAGCACAGACCCGAUUGUGCUUGAUGCAGAUGAGGAGGAAGAGCAAGAGGAAGAGUGCUGUUUGGUCUCCUCGCAGGAACUCCCACCAAAACGCCGCGCACGGCCAGCAUCGGAGCUCAGCGACAGCGCAGGCUCUGCGGUCAUGGACAUUUGCAGUCAAGAGGAUGAAGACGAUGUCUGCUACAUGGGCAGCACCGACAACAGCCGUAGCAGCGUCGGCGUUGCUGGUGGCCGCUGGAGGCCGGUUUCCUCCGACACCAAGAGGAUAAGGAUGAGGUCGCAUGCGCCACAGAGCGGGCGACGAAGAAAGGGUGGUGGCGGCAGUGGUGGUGACUUGGCCGCAAGUCCGCGCACCCCGCGGCGUGUUCGUUCGGCGCAGGCCUGCAGACCCUCCGUCGCCGACACAGCGCCCGUGGUUCUCGACGACUUUUGUGAUGAUCAUAGUGGUGGCGAUGGCGGUGUGAGCGGUGUGAGGGGUGCUGCUUUUGAUGGCAGGAUGCAUGUGCGUGGACAGCGAUCGACCGCCAACAGCGUCGCGGCUGAUGUUGCUGUCGCUGAUGACGACGAUGAUGACGAUGACGUUGUCGUGUUGGACACGGUAAGCAGCAGUCCAAAGCGAGAACGGCACGUCAGGGCAAGCAGGAAGAGCACAUCACGAAAACCAACAACCAUGCGUGGCAUCAGCAACAACAGCAGCAGCAACAGCAACAGCAGCAGCGCGACCAGCAGCGCCGUGACUCGUGAAGAGCAAGAGCGAAGCGAUCGGGCGUUUGCCGAGCAGCUGCAACAGGAUGAGCAGCGCGACCGUGAGCUUGCCGAACAACUACAGCGGGAGGAGCAGGAGAAGCUGCUGGCAUUCCCCGGGGGCUGGAUGGACGCGUGGAGUGGUGGUGGCGGGCUGCACGGCGGGCCUGUGGAGCUGUUGGACGGCAACGAGGCCAUGCGUGCGUGGCCCGGGUACCAGGGCCCAACAGGGAUGGGUGGACCCGAUCCACAGACGGCACAGCUCAUGCACGACAUGCAGGCGCGGUUUGCUGCCCCUUCAUCCUCAUCAUCAGUUGCGCGGCGACAUUUGGGGUCGGUGCCAUCCACACGCUACUCGUCAUCGUCGUCGCCCGCGUUUGCGCCCGGCGCUGGGCUGCCGCCCUUCUCUUCCAUGGUGGGCAUCAUGCCAUCAUCCUCAUCAUCAGCAUCCCACUACCAUCUCCGCGGAACAUCAGGCGGCGGCGGCAGCAGCAGCAGCAGCAGCAGAAGUAGAGGUGGUCGAGGAACAAGGCGGAGUGGUGGUGAUGGUCGAGCGAGGGUUCGCCGUGGCGGCAUCAGCGGCCACGGAGGAGCGAUGCAUCAUCAUGGGUUUAUGUCACCGAUGGCGCCGUGGAUGACGAACCAGGCACAGGCGCUGGCGCAGGCGCAGGCCUCGUUGGGGAUUGACUUUGACAACCUGCGGUCCGAUGGGUCUGACUAUGAGCGACUGCUUGCGCUGGACGACCGCAUUGAGAAGAAAGGCCUCUCUGCUCGGCAGCGGGAGGAAUUGACGCUGACGCAGACGCUUGGCCCCGAGGAUGCGAAGUGGCAUGCACAGCGAGGGGACAGGUGUGCCAUUUGUUUGGGGGAUUAUGAGGAAGGUGAAAGUGUGCGCGUGUUGCCAUGCUUGUGUCGGUUUCACACGGCGUGUGUUGAUCAUCACUUUGACACGAGCAUCAAGUGCCCCGUCUGCCAAGCAGAGAUGACCACCGCACAUGCCUCUUCUUGACAUGUGUGUUUGUGUGUUCGUGUGUGUGUGUGUGUGUGAGUAUGUAUGUGUUCGUGUGUGAGAGAGAGUGUGUGAAUGUGUUCGUGUGUGUGUGUGUUUUUGUGUUUGUGUGUAUGUAUGUGUAUGUUUGUUUUGUGUGUGUGCAUGCGUGUAUGCG
Molecule: messenger RNA, 2015 nt
Organism: Salpingoeca rosetta
Lineage: Eukaryota; Choanoflagellata; Craspedida; Salpingoecidae
Exons: 1
Coding region: 101-1858 (585 amino acids)
Biological process (GO): protein ubiquitination; negative regulation of organ growth
Molecular function (GO): ubiquitin conjugating enzyme binding; zinc ion binding; ubiquitin-protein transferase activity
Source: RefSeq, a predicted model, not a curated record